Molecule: messenger RNA, 747 nt
Organism: Peronospora belbahrii
Lineage: Eukaryota; Oomycota; Peronosporomycetes; Peronosporales; Peronosporaceae
Source: the annotation of a GenBank genome assembly
AUGAAACGACACAAGGGCGUUUGGACUAAGUCAGCUACUGGUUUUCAUGAAGUGCGUGGUACGACCUUGGGCAUCGUUGGCUAUGGACGCAUUGGAUCUCAAGUAUCGGUAUUGGCAGAACUUCUAGGUAUGAAGGUGGAUUUCUACGACCCUAUAAAGUGUCUGCCUCUAGGUAAUGCACGGCAAGUGGAUUCGUUAGAGGAGGUGUUGGAGAUGGCAAAUGCCGUGACUCUCCACGUGCCAGCAACAACAACGACGAACAAAAUGAUUAAUCGUGAGACGAUUGCACGGAUGAAGGAUGGUGCUUCAUUGGUCAACAAUGCACGUGGUACGGAACCGGCUAAGAAUGGCGAGCCAUUUGAUACGCUCCUGCGUGGUUUACCAAACGUGAUCCUCACUCCCCACAUUGGUGGCAGCACGGAGGAGACCCAGGCCAACAUUGCAGUGGAAGUAGCGUCAAAGUUGGUGCGUUACAUUAAUGAAGGCUCUACAACAACGUCUACAAACACGCCGGAGAUUGACAUGCUGCCCAUUCGCACCAACUCCAUGCGUAUUCUUCACAUGCACCAUAAUGUGCCUGGCGUGUUGAGCAAGAUCCAUUCGGUGCUGUCCGACUACGGCAUUAACGGGACGUCGCAGUAUCUGCAGUUCGGACCCAGAAGUGGAGAAGUUCCACGCCAAAGUGGUAACACGCGAGCUCAAGAAGAUCAAGGAGACCAUUUUUGUGCGUGCUAUCAUAUAAGUUAG